Schistocerca serialis cubense is the source of this 1041-nucleotide messenger RNA. Its product is annotated as threonine-rich protein-like. NCBI's taxonomy places the organism in Eukaryota, Metazoa, Arthropoda, Insecta, Orthoptera, Acrididae. The transcript is spliced from 4 exons. Gene Ontology annotation, molecular function: chitin binding. The record is from RefSeq and is a predicted model, not a curated record. Bases 4 to 1041 code for a protein of 345 amino acids. Gene Ontology annotation, cellular component: extracellular region.
AACAUGAGUCGGUUGGUGGUGAUUUUCACACUGCUCCUGGUUUCGGCGACCGCAGCUGUCCCCGACGUCUUACAGAUCCUGACAUCUGUCGUCGUGAAUCCGUAUGUGGACUGGAAUGGCACUGAGUGCAUGGGAACCACCCCUGGAGACCGUGUAUGCAACUACAACUGCGAGAAGGUACUGCUCUGCCAAGGGGAAGAACAAGCUAUUGAGUUGCUAACAUGUCAGACCAACUACGGAUGCGUUCGUGGGGAAUGCGUCGAAGGCGAAUCGGAGUGCGAGGCGGGAAACGACCCCAUCACGUGUACAGGCGAGGGGCUCUUCCCUGACCCUUACGACUGUACCAAGUUCCACAUCUGCAAGGCGGAGGGAAACUCUACCGUGAGAUACUGCAAGGACGGCUGGGCUUACAACCCACUUACAGGCGUGUGCAGAUGCAGCGAUAGCUCAACAAAUUCGCCAGCGACGAGCUCUUCAUCAUCAUCCUCAGAUGUAAGUUCGUCACUGACUACGACGUCUGUCACGGGAUCUGGCAACCCUUCCUCUAUGCCUCCCAGCACGCCACAGCCCUCGUCUUCGGAUACCCCACUUACACCUUCACCCACUGAUUCGUCACCAACAACACCGUCACCUGACGCAACAUCUGGCACACCUCCCACCACAUCUGGCAGCACGGCAGGACCUACGUCUUCAGACACUCCGCCAGAAACGUCUUCAGCCACAGCAUCGUCACAACCAACAGCGUCGUCCGACACGCCUGGCACUCCCCCUACCGUGACUGCCAGCACAGCACAGACUACGCCUCCGGACGUGCCAACAACGCCUUCACUGACGUCCUCUUUGCCCAGCACGACUCCUCCCUCCACUGGCGGCGAGUGUUCCAACCCGCUGGAAAUCGUUCCAGAUCCCAGUGACUGCUCCAGCUACUACGAGUGUCUCCCAACGAAUAAGUGGACGCACAUCGAAUGCAUUUAUGGAUAUUACUUCAAUCGAGACGAGAAGAAGUGCCUUUAUGGUUCUUGCCCUUACACUUUGUGGUGA